Messenger RNA from Blastomyces dermatitidis ER-3, 2666 nucleotides. RefSeq lists its product as uncharacterized. Gene Ontology annotation, cellular component: mitochondrion. The transcript is spliced from 3 exons. The coding region runs from base 453 to 1961 and encodes 502 amino acids. Gene Ontology annotation, molecular function: protein-arginine omega-N symmetric methyltransferase activity. NCBI's taxonomy places the organism in Eukaryota, Fungi, Ascomycota, Eurotiomycetes, Onygenales, Ajellomycetaceae. The record is from RefSeq and is a predicted model, not a curated record.
ACCGUAGGCCACGGCUCAUGUCACCAGUCAUGUCACCAUUUUUGAUUUCUAUACCUUCAAACCCAUGCUGUUCAUUCUGUGUAUUUUCGCGACCUUUUCGCCUCUGUUGCUGGUAGUGGCGCUCAAGAUAGGGAUAUACAUCUCUGAUCCCUAAGGCGAGAAGCGCACCCGUAAGGAAAGCGGCGGGUAUAUAGAGGCGCGGGUUGUCCGUCAUGAUUUAUGAGCACACAAGGCUGGUAUCAUUUGUACAUAUAUUCAAUGCAAAGGAGAAAAAGAAGUCAUAUAUAUCCCCUGUUGCACAUUAGCCAUUGAAAAGUUGGUAUGAUUUGUUUGUCAUGCCCUGUUGAAGCUUGGACCACCUCCGCUCCGGGCGAACUUUUUCGGAUUUCCUGGACACAACUCCCCUAUCGCCUCUCCGCUCUGCUUCGUUGAGCGCCCGCCCUGCCAACGCAAUGGAUUCACCCGUUGUCGCGCACAUAUUCCGGCAGUUGUUUCGCCAUAGAGGAUGCCAGAUUUCUCGUCCGCAUCCUUAUGUUCUUUCGUUUAAUCCCAUUGCGCCCCGUUCCAGAAGUCAUCAGCAAUCUCGCACUUAUGCCAGCAAGCCGACACUCAGACGGCGGACGCUGGAGGACCCUACCUUCUGGAAACACAGGACAGAUGAUUUCCCGAGAGACAUGUCCAAGGAGUUGCGGGAGUAUCCGAUGGUGACAUCUGCAGAGCUGCGAUCACGUCCUCAUCGACCAAGACGUGUGAAGAUGCUGGCAAGGGACUUCAUUGAGGAUAGCUUGUAUAAUCCCCAUUAUGGUUACUUUUCCAAGCACGCGACCAUUUUUAGUCCUGGCGAGCCGUUCGAUUUCAACAGUAUGGCCGACGGUCCAGAAUUCAAUCGUCUACUAGGCCAGCGAUAUCAGGAGUUUGAAGACAAAUUGGAUGCCGUUCAAUAUGAUGAAAGCCGCCAAUUAUGGCAUACGCCGACAGAGCUCUUCCGCCCUUAUUAUGGCGAAGCAAUAGCUCGAUAUCUCGUCACGAACUACAAGCUCACACUGUUUCCAUACCACGAUUUGACCAUAUAUGAGAUGGGAGCCGGAAACGGGACUUUGAUGCUUAACGUAUUGGAUUACAUACGAGACGUGGACCCUGAGGUCUAUCAGCGCACUAAAUUUAAAAUCAUAGAGAUUUCGCCAUCUCUUGCUAAUCUGCAGCAGCAAAAUCUGAAUAAGUCCAUUCACUCCAGCGGCCACAGGGGCCAUGCGGAGAUCAUAAACCGCUCCAUAUUCGACUGGAACACCUACGUGCAUUCCCCUUGCUUCUUCCUCGCGCUCGAGGUCUUCGAUAAUUUCAGCCACGAUGCAAUACGCUACGAUCUAGAAACUGGAGAGCCACGGCAAGGUUGCGUCCUGAUCGACACCGACGGUGAAUUUUACGAAUACUACAUCCCAAAACUAGACAGUGUGGCGUCGAGGUACCUUCGAGUUCGUAAAGCCGCUGCACGGCGUCCAUUCGCUACUCCGCUCCGCUCCCCGCUUUCAAGAAAGAUUCAAGCCUCCCUCCCGUUUGCGCCGAACAUGACAUUGCCGGAAUAUAUACCCACUCGCCUAAUGCAGUUCUUCGAUAUCCUGCACGACUAUUUCCCUGCCCAUCGACUUGUUACAAGCGACUUUAAUAGCCUCCCGGACGCAGCCCCUGGCUACAACGCCCCUGUUGUUCAGACACGAUAUCAACGCACGACCGUCCCGGUCUCAACCCCCUUUGUCCACCAAGGUUAUUUCGACAUAUUCUUCCCCACAGACUUCAACCUGAUGGAAGACGUCUACCGCGCCAUCACCGGCAAGCUGACCCGGGUAUCCAGUCACGCCGACUUCCUCGAACGCUGGGCAUAUGUCGAGGACACAGAGACGCGCAGUGGCGAGAACCCCCUGUUAAAUUGGUAUAAGAAUGCCAGCGUGAUGACCACCGCCUGAACAUGAGGGCGCGGGACUGACUGGAUGGCAUGGGGUGGGUUGGGAUGGGAUGAACAUGAUGUGUCAGGUCACGGCAGAGGGUCAAUGCCACUUUUUCAAGAACAGUAUGAGUUAAGGGGCCUUAUUGAUGGAGGAAGGGUAAACGGUGUCGUAGUUAGCGGUUGACCCUGCUGACUAACUAGGCUGCUUUGAGCAGCAGGCUUUUUUACCCCCUAUUUUGAAUAGCUAUAUAAUCCAUAUCACUUUCCCAUCCACCUACGUCAUCUUUUGUAUUUAUUGCUAUUUCCUCUUCCCCCAAUUCUUUUCUGUACAGAAACCAUUUCGUUCCUGAUUAUGCCCCCCCUUUUUUUGUAUAUAUGAUGGGUGUGGGAACACGAGAAUCUGCAAAUGUGCCUAACCAGCCGUGCGGCCCGUGCCGGCCCCUAUCCUAUCCAUUUCGUCUCGCCAUGAUGUCAUUGCCACAUUUGUACAUAUUCACGUUUCGAUUUCCAGCAUAUCUAUUGCACUGAAACUCACUGAAGCAUAUAUGCACUGCCACUGCUAUAUGCUUCGGAGCUCAUAACUAGAUAUUCUCCUCUGAACCCGUCAACCACCAAGUGAAAACCACUUUUAAAAUAUCUUAAUGCACACAAGCCUGUGUGCAAAGACAUUGUGAAGCUAAGCUCAAGAUGAAAAACUCUGCAAGAUUAAUUUUAUGACUUCACC